CUCUACCCUCGAUCGAUUCCAUUGGAUUAUUUUCUGAAUUUGGUUCUCUUUUCUUUUCUUUUUCCCGAUCAUUAAUCUUCCUCUGCGUCGUUGCCGAUCAGGGACUGCUGUUUCUGGCAGUCGGAGGCCUCUUCUCUCCCACCUCUCCGGCUGGCAGUCUCUAUGAACUUUACAUUUUCCACUACUUGGGAUUGGGAUAUCUUUGACGCGGUAAUCUUCAGGCUACAUCUGACUCGAAGAAAACUGAAAAGUGGUGUCUGAGGACAUAAUUCAGAUAUCUUUAUCCAUGGAAUCUGGGCGAAGGAUCGAGGCCGAUGAAUCUAAAACACAGUCUAUCAGCAAUUCGGGCGAAGUGGGUCUGUCUAUUCCAAGAAGUCAAUUACUCACUUCCUUAUCCUCGGCAUCUUAUUCCUCCACUGACAGCUCCUUUGAAUUGAUUGUAACUGGGAACGGCGAUUUCAUUUGUCGUACAAGUGAUUCUUUGGAUAACAAUGAGUUUCAGUUUAUUAGUGGUGAUGAAUCUUCCCUGCGUGAUCAUUUGAUUGAACACCAAAGGCCUGGAAAGUACACAGAUGGCAAUGCUAUGGAGCCAGAUUUGAAUAAACCUGGUGAAGCCGGCGAUCUUGGAAGUAGAAAAAAUCUGCAAACUUAUUCUUCCACUUCCUCGUCCUUCGAAUCUGAAUCUAAACAUAAAAUUAAGCUUAAACAGGGAAGAGAUGCUACAGAUAACUUAUUGUCAAACAAUCCCAGCUCCCCAAGCAUGGAGAAGUUCAACAGAUUUGUUGUAGAUUUCAGUGAUGAAGAUGUUCCCAUCAGCUCUAUGCCUAGCAACCGACGAACACCAGUAACUCCAAAGCAUAGGAUAGACUUGGGCUCAGGCAGCGAGGCAGCUAUUAAAUACCCUCCAAUUCAAGUCAUGGAUAGAACUGAUGAUCCUACUUCCAUUUCAUAUAGAAUUCCAUCUCGGGUCUUUUCUAGAUCUAAAUCUACAGCGCCUAUGGAAUGGAGUGUUGCUUCAAAUGAAUCAUUGUUCAGCAUUCAGAUGGGAAACAUGAGUUUUACUAGAGAACAAUUGGGUUGGCUGGGAAAAUCAGGUGAGCUAUAUAGGCCUGGUGAAUCAGCCCUUGACGUAUCCCAGCAUUUGGCUAUGAGACCUUCAGACUAUGGAUUGAUAGGCACCCAUCCCGACGGUGAUAUGGCAGCAACUGAAGCACGAGCUGCAGAAACAAUGAGGGAGGUUAUAAGAGAAAGCUCAGAAAACCAACGCAAGACGGGUUCCACUCUAACAGAGUCGUCUUCUCAGUCAGCCAGCAUUUCUCCUCAGUCAGAAAGCAGCACAAAAUCUUUCCAGUUUCCAAUAUUGACAGGAGAUGCAGGAAAAAGCAUGUCAUUCAAGGGAGGAAAUCUCGAGAAUGCAAAGCAAGAGGGGACGCCAGAAUCACCACGGCCAUCUUCAUGCCCACAGACCCCAAAAGAAUCGAGCUCAGAGGGAUCUCCAAAAGCGGCUGCAAAUGUUGGUUCAAAGAGAUGGCCUUGCUUUUCUUGCUGCCCGUUCUGUAGUUGAGAAGUGUACAGGUUCAUCAAAUAUGACACUGCCCCCCUCUUCUUAUGUAACUAGGACAAUGCCAACAGGAUAGUUUGCACAGUUUAGCUCUGUUAACAACAUGAAUUUUGUUUUGGUAGGCACAUUUUUUCUGGGUUCUUGGUAACUGGCUGAACGAUCUUUGGACUCUAAUCUUACACUGUAUCAUUUUUGUGU
Molecule: messenger RNA, 1759 nt
Organism: Cucurbita pepo subsp. pepo (vegetable marrow)
Lineage: Eukaryota; Viridiplantae; Streptophyta; Magnoliopsida; Cucurbitales; Cucurbitaceae
Source: RefSeq, a predicted model, not a curated record